GCAAGCCCGGCCCGGCCCCAACAGGUCGGACGACUUGUCUAUCAAGGCCAGAAAGGCAGGGCCGGGCAAGCGGCUUCCCUCCUCAGUCCACCUGUCCGCGGUACUACCUGGCGCAGCUCUCUCCCUGGCAGGCACUUGGACUUGGACAUGGCGGGGCUGUUGGCACCUGGGGGGCUGCUCGUGGGCCUCUUGCUGGCCUGUGUCGUAGAAAAGACCAGCACUCAGAAUGUAUUAUGUGGGGUGCCUGUCCUAGGGCGGAUCUUGGGUGGCACAGAUGCCAAGAGUGGACAGUGGCCCUGGCAAGUGGGCUUUAGUAUCCACAGUCAGCAUCAUGUCUGCGGAGGCACCCUCAUCACCCCCGAGUGGGUGAUCACGGCAGCCCAUUGCUUUCCCAGUGUGCACCCGAUUGGUAUUUAUGACGUGACCCUGGGGGCCUUCCAGCUCAAAAACCCCACAGGGGACAUGGUAGUGAGGCAGGUGGAGAAAGUUAUCAAACACCCUGACUAUACAGAUGAAGGGUCCAAAGGGGACAUUGCCCUGGUGAAGCUCAAGCAACCGGUCACUUACAGCCGCACCAUCCGGCCCAUCUGCCUUCCCGCCUCUUCCGUCAACUUCCCUGCCGGCAUGAAGUGCACCAUCACUGGCUGGGGCAAUGUGCUCACAUCUACCAGCCUCCCUGCGCCCAUGACCCUGCAGCAGCUAGAAGUGCCCAUUAUUGGGAUUGACACCUGUCGCUGCCUAUACAGCUUGAACCCUGAUCCUGAAGACCCCCACGUCAUCCACAAUGACAUGAUGUGCGCUGGCCAUGCCGAAGGCAAGAAGGACGCCUGUCAGGGUGACUCCGGAGGGCCCCUGUCCUGCCGCGUAGGCAAUUCCUGGUUAUUGGCCGGGGUUGUAAGCUGGGGAGAUGCAUGUGGGGCUGCCAACAGGCCUGGUGUCUAUACCCGCACCUCGAACUAUGCUGCCUGGAUUAAGGAGAACAUUCCAGAGAUGGAGUUCAGCCAAUCAACUGUCAAUAUGGAGCCCGUGUCCGAGGAGGGCAUGUGCAAUGAUACAGCUGGCCAGCCAGGCCGUUAUGAUGAGUUUCAGCCUCUGCCAGGCGGGUUCCGCCCCAUCACCCCUAAACCGCCUUCUGGGAACAGCGCCACCUCCUGGGCCUGCACUGCCACCCUGCCCCUUCUGUUUCUCCUCCUCCUGAGCCUCUGCUACCUCCUGUAAAUUGCACUUCAGAUCUGGUCAGUAAACCCACCUGCCCAAUGAUUGUAUAGGGAAGAGGUCCCUUCUUUACUACCACUUCCACUCCAUGUUCAAUUGGAUGGUUGCAAUAUUUCAGUCAGUCACAUCUCAAAAUUUUGCUGUCUUCUGAAAGCAGGUGAUUGUGUUGAAUAGACUCUGGUCUUAUUUUACAAGAUGGCGGCCUGGUGCCUCAGCAGAAGCUUCCUCCAGGAAGUGAGGUUCAGUCCGAUGUCUGCCUUGGGCCAGUGCCAUCAGCUAGCCACCAUCUAGGAUAAACUGAGGUCCGCUUGAUUCACAUCUCACUUCAGUUGCUUCUAGCCGGUUAAUUCGUUAACAGCCCGCUGCUUUUAAAAAGCUGUACUGUGGCUUGAGGCAAUGGUGUAGGCCCAAAAUGGCUGCCCCCCUGCAGCUUCACAGUGGAGAACAGGCUCCCGCCAAACUAGGAAAUUCAGUUCACUCUCCUCUUUGUGCCAGUUCCUAGUUCUCAUCCCUUCCCUUAUCUCUGAAUUUGCUGUUUGGCAUCCCAUGCCAGUCUCCUGCCAGAUCCUCACAUAAAUCCUUCAACCUUGAUAGCUUGUGAUUGACAUUUCUGCCAGUUCCCUUCAAGCUGUCUGCAAGGUCAGACCUCCUGUGGCUGCCAGCCAUGGCUCUUUGUGGAAAUGAUUUCAUCUACCUACAAAACCGUCCCAGAGGCUUUUGUUGCUUCCUUCUAGUUCAGUCUAACACUGUCCACGCUGUUUCUACCACCAUCACAUUGUACUUUAUCUGACCUCACUCCAGGGAAUGAGCCGGGCCUUCCUCAUUGAACUCUGUGUUAUUCUUCAGUUCCCAGCCCACCUCAUGGGCAAGCCUAAUGUUGAUCUAAGUCAUCCCCUCCCUGUGCCCUUUUCCAGGGUGACUCCGGGGGACCCUUGUCUUGUCCUGUAAACCAAACUUGGCUGCUGGCUGGGGUAGUAAGCUGGGGGGAUUCGUGUGGGCAGCCCAACCGUCCUGGCGUCUACACUCAAGUUUCAUCCUAUGUGGACUGGAUUCAGAAAAAUGUCCCAGAAGUGGCCACCACUGCGAAAGAAGAACCAGUCUCUGAGGAGGGAGUGUGUUCGACAGCACCCUUUUUGCUCUUAUCAUCUUGGAUUUUGCUAGCUUGCGUGGCCUUAUUGCAUGUCUUCGUGGAUGGUUAAGAAACUGCCAUUUUACCCACGUCUCCUGCCAGCCCAGGGACUGAAAGUGGAGAUGGAGAAGCACACUGUUACAAGGCCCUUCUUUGUGUGGCAGUAAUAGCCUUAUUUUUGUACUGACUGAUGUGCAUGUUUGAAGCAGGACACUGAUUUCAUUUUAAGCUUCAGUGCGGGCCAAUAAAUCCCUCCAUUGGGGUUUAGGCUUUCUGGGAUGCAUGUAUGGAUGUGGCAGUACUCUGGAGAAUCAUGUCAUCAGCACAACACCCAACCCCUCUUCCUUCUGAAUGAAGUCUUCCAGGCCUUAUUUAUGAUCCAGUGGGACUUAAAUGUGAAGUGGGCUGGAUGAGGAUCUCUCAGCACACGCAGGCUGGCAAGAUAUCUAUGGACAGAGCUUCUACCCAUAUGGACUAAAAGGGGGCGGUUCACUGUUCUGUGAAAACCUGCAGCUUGCCUUCCCUGGGAACUUAAGCAAUCUUUGUAUUUGCACAUUUUUAUCGCUUGAACUAAAUCCAGGUAUAUGAGCAUCUCUUUCUUGAUCAAAUGGGAAAGAGAGCUUUUGAAGAUACUCUUGCAAUGAAGGUUUUUAAUAAACUUAAUGGUAGUUGUGGCGUCAA
This is a messenger RNA of Heteronotia binoei (common prickly gecko), 3025 nucleotides long. RefSeq names its product serine protease 8 (gene PRSS8). Lineage: Eukaryota; Metazoa; Chordata; Lepidosauria; Squamata; Gekkonidae. Gene Ontology annotation, molecular function: serine-type endopeptidase activity. Gene Ontology annotation, biological process: proteolysis. The record is from RefSeq and is a predicted model, not a curated record. The transcript is spliced from 6 exons. The coding region runs from base 148 to 1218 and encodes 356 amino acids.